Molecule: messenger RNA, 7582 nt
Organism: Aptenodytes forsteri (emperor penguin)
Lineage: Eukaryota; Metazoa; Chordata; Aves; Sphenisciformes; Spheniscidae
Gene: MYLK4
Product: myosin light chain kinase family member 4
Exons: 14
Coding region: 309-2438 (709 amino acids)
Biological process (GO): protein phosphorylation; positive regulation of apoptotic process; intracellular signal transduction
Cellular component (GO): cytoplasm; nucleus
Molecular function (GO): ATP binding; protein serine/threonine kinase activity
Source: RefSeq, a predicted model, not a curated record
UAGGGCUGAUGUCACUGAACCGAGUGCAUUUAGGAUGCGCAUCUCUAGAUUCACUUCAUUUGGAAACAGAUACAUAUAUAUAUAUUAAAAAAAAAGAAUGGAUCAAAGGCAUUUUUCUUCCUAAAUAAUUUGGGUGUCUCUUUCCUCUGUUCUAGUCAAUAUAUGAGAGUAGUUCAUAAAUUAGUUGAGCUGGAGUUGCCAAACUUGGCUGUAUAUCUGAGCAGUCUGGAUGGGAAGCCUUUGCAACUGAUAUUGUCCUCGAGCAGCUGAUCAUCAGAGCGUUUCCUUCCCCUACCCAACCCAGCAAAAUGACCACAUCCAGCAGGCAGAGCUCUUCUACAUCUAUGGUCAACAACUUGGCCAAAAUAUUCGAUCCAAAUGCUUUGCAAAACCAAAGGCCUGAUAACGGAAUGGACCCCCCCCAAAUUCUUCAUGUUGCAAGCAGUGAUGUCAGCACAUCUGAAAGUUUUAACAUCAUGGAUAUGAAGUUUGCCUCCCUUGAACAGAAAAUAGACAAGCUGUUGACUCUGCAAGACAAUGUCCUUAAGAAGCUUAACAGUGUUUCCCAAGACAUCUGUUGCAUUGAAAAAGACAUUGAGAUUGCAAAGGCGGAAACAUCUGAACCUGGAUCAAGGAUGGAAAGAAACAAAAGUCUGAGAAGUAAUGAAAUGAAGAGGCUUUGCCUUAGAAUGGAAAAAUCUCUUUCUGAUAUAAACAGGAAUGCAGAGCGGCAGGUUAAAAGACUGGAUGGACUGGAACAAAGUGUUUCUGGACUACAGAAGUUUGUAGGGCCUCUGGUUGAGAUGGUUAAAACAUUAGUAAUUCAUAAUUCAAGUGUAAAACACCAUGUUCAAAAACGUAAACUUUGCAAGGCAGGUGAUUAUACAAAAGAAGCUGGACAUCUUUUUAGGAUGCACAUUUUCUCAGAGACAACAGCUGAUGCCCUGCUCAGGAAGAAAAGUGAAAAGGUCAUCAAAGAGAAGUCACAUUUGAAUGAGACAGGAACAAAAAAGAAGAAGCCACCAGAUUCAACAGAGGGGGCCAUCCAGAAGAACCAGUCCUGCUCUCAGGAAGAAGUUGAUAAGCUCAACAAGGAAAAUGCCGAGAGGGAAAGUUCUGUUCUGCUGCAAAUGGAUCCUCCCAAAUUUCAUACUGAAGGGCCAGAGGAGAAAGGAGAAAGUUUGGCUUUCGAAAGCUAUUACAAAUACAGGAGAAGCUCUGUUCAGAAAUCCUUCACUACAGAAAAGCAGCAAGAAGAAGAUGCUGUUGAUGAUGCUUGUCAAAGGAUAACUGGGCAGGAGAGAGAGAGUGAGUCCCCAGGAGAUGGGGAGAGGAAGGAGGAACAUCAUGUGUCUGGAGAUGAAAGACAAGAGGAGAGGGAGAAUGAAGGGGAGGGAAAUGCUAAUAAGAGUGAAAAAGAAGUUGAGGAACCACCAGAUCCUUCCCAAAAUGAAGAUGAGGCAGGACAAAGCCAUGAUCAAGAGGCACAAGAGGGAAGGUGUAAAGGCUGCGAAAAAGAUGAUAGUCCUACUCCACCAGCACCAUUUGAUCACCGGAUUGUCUCAGCCAAAAGGGUGGGGAUCAGCAGUUAUUAUAAUGUCAGCGAGAAUGAAAUCCUGGGAGGAGGGCGAUUUGGUCAAGUGCACAAAUGUGAAGAGAAAGCAACAGGUCUCAAGCUAGCAGCCAAAAUUAUAAAAGCAAAAGAUCCUAAACAGAAGGAUGAAGUAAAGAAUGAAAUCAAUGUCAUGAACCAGCUGAAUCACGUGAACCUCAUCCAGCUAUAUGAUGCCUUUGAAUCAAAAAAUGACAUUGUACUAGUCAUGGAAUAUGUGGAAGGAGGAGAGUUAUUUGAUCGAAUUAUUGAUGAAAACUGCAAUUUGACAGAGAUGGAUACUAUCUUGUUCAUAAAACAGAUCUGCGAGGGAAUUCAGUACAUGCACCAAAUGUACAUUCUUCAUUUGGAUCUCAAGCCUGAGAAUAUCCUGUGUGUGAACCGAAGAACAAAUCAAAUAAAAAUUAUUGAUUUUGGAUUGGCAAGAAGAUAUAAACCCAGGGAAAAACUUCGAGUUAACUUUGGGACUCCAGAAUUUCUUGCUCCUGAAGUUGUGAAUUAUGAGUUUGUCUCCUUUCCUACAGACAUGUGGAGUGUAGGUGUCAUCGCUUAUAUGCUCCUCAGUGGAUUGUCUCCUUUUUUGGGUGAUGAUGACAAUGAGACCCUCAACAAUAUCCUGUCCUGUAGCUGGGAUUUUGAAGAUGAGGAGUUUCGAGGUGUUUCUGAUCAGGCCAAAGAUUUCAUCUCAAAGCUUCUCAUCAAGGAAAAAUGCUGGAGAAUAAGUGCAACUGCUGCCUUAAAACACCCGUGGUUAUCAGACCACAAGCUCCACUGCAGACUCCAGAAAAAGGCUAAAGAUGUGUCCCAAGCACCCCCGGCUCAAUAACUUCUCUGAAAGAGCUGCCAAAUGGAAGAAAAGCUGCUGUGUGGUUACUGCUGCUAAGAGAUUUGAAAAUAUCAGCAGUCUUGGUGCUUUACCCCCUUGCCAUGACCGAGACUUCUAAAUGGACCAACAGCACUUUAGCUGCAGGACAAGUCCCAGCAUUGCUGAGCUGCUGCUUCUCUAUUCAGCUGUUGAAAGAAGGAAAGUAUUUCUCCAGGUUGCAGGAAGGUGUUUCUUCUGGAGCACCAUGUUCUCCAUGUCUGGGAGUGCUACAUUAGCUUGGAUUCAUAACAAACCUUUCUCUAUCUUGUCUUACAUCCUCAUUUACUUAUCAAAGACUCCUUAAGGUUCAAAUUAUCAGGUUAAAUUGACUGUUUCUCAUCUCAGCCCAGAAGGCAGUCUGUCACUGUGUUAUAUCUGUAGCCAAGGUUGAUUUGACACUGGAGUAAAAUAAUUUAAAAAACAAAAAUUGCAGCCAAUUUAAAGCUGCCUUAUGUAGAAGAUUUGAAGUUUGUUUUUCCUGUCACACUAAAAUGAGCUAAGAAUUAGCUUGACCAAAGUUAAAGCCAUGUUAAUGUAACACCAGUGGCAGAGGGAAAUGAGGCUUUCCUUGCACGUAGGUGAAUUUGCUGCAAACGUGAUAUGAUACAUUUUAGGACUUUUUAGCCUGAUGAAUUACUGUUCGUUUUAAAUACACUUGGAUUAAUUAAACAAGAAAGAAAACAAGGCACUAUUCACUUGUACCCAUGCAGACUCUGUUCUCUAGUGUGCAAGUAUAAUUCAGAGUUGUUUUAACAGAGGGUGAUUUUACACCAACUAAUUUGUUUAAUGCUAAUAGGACUGAUUAAGACCAUUGGCAAAGAAGAGAAUCAGACCUCUGUUCAUUAUAACCUCUGGGUACAGGCCCAAAUGAAAAUCCUCUGUUUUUCUAAAGUUUUCUUUUCUUAUCUUGCUCCCAAGCCUUUCUGAUUCUUAACUAGAUAAAAAACUGGGAGUCAGAACAGCUGAAUUCUUUACCUGAGGUUGUUUGAGUAUGGCUCAUCAUUAAGUGAAUGAGUCUUAGUUGCCUAGGCUGUGAGGUUAAAAUAAUGAGAUUUAUUCCCUGCUGUAUAUGGCUUUCUGACUGCUUGGUUUCCGAACUACAUAAAUGCAAAGUAUAGUGAGUAUUUUAUUCAAUAAUGCUGACAUAUUGUGGUGCCUUUUGAUUUUCUUUGAUUAAUCCAGUUCUGAUCAAACUACAUAUUAACAUAGCUAUCUCUAUAUAUUUAUCUAUACAUUUGAUAUCUAUUUAUAUUUAAAUUAUGGGUUUUUUUAAAGGGGAUCAACAUAAAGACAAAACAGUAUUAUUCAUCACCACCCAAUGAAUUGUUUUUCAUACCUUUGUCCUUUCUGGAUAGCAUUCAUAUUGGAAUAAAAGGGGCCCAUUAAUGGGACAUCAUGGCCACCACGUUCUCAACAGCCAGUUUGAUCUAAUGUUUUAAAGCCAUUGUAGUAGAUCUCUUAAGACUGCUCCUGUAAAUGAAUAGGGCUUCUUACAGCUGUGAAAUCUGAGAAAUACUGAUGUGUUGUACUAGUUGUUGCAAAUACAUGAGACCCAUUACUGCUAUCACACAAUGACUCACCAUGUAACUAUGAUACCAUGUAGAGCACUGCCACCUUCAAAUCCUUAUCUGUAGUCUUAACUAAACUAAACUUUGACUAGCAGAAAUGGAAGUUUCUUUGGGAAAAGACUAAGCAAUCUCAAAGCAAGAAAACGAGCAUGUGACUUUUAGAUAGAAACUGGGCUGCUUAUUUUUAGUCACCAUUUAGGUUUGCCUGUGCAAAAAAAAGCUACCUUUCUGUUAGGGCUGGAGUUCCCACUCCUGUUCUGACUGCCUUCAAGAUAUUGUAGAUUUUUGUACAGUAAACAACUCAAUGAUCAGAAUAAAAUGCAGCAGACCACUUUGGAAUGACAAGAUCUCAUUAUGCACUUUAGUGCCAGUAUUGUAGGAUUGGGUUGGGGUUUUGUUUUUCCUGUGGUAGAUUUUACAUGGGAAUGAAUAAAUUGCAUGUCAUUUUGAAUCUUAUUAACUAUACUAAAAUAACAGUGUGACUACAGUCUUAUCUGCUUUGUUGCUCAGUUGAAUUAAGAGGAUUUAUCAUCUGUGGAUGUAGACAUCUGAGUAGUAAUUAAGAGCUUAGUGCCAUAAAGGUCAGCCCUGUGUUAGAGUGUGUUGCGCUGAGUCAACCGCAAGUCUGCCAGGAGCCGUAGGAGAACGUGGCCUCUGUUAUGCACAUCCACAGAGUUCAUCCGUACAGCGCUCUGUCAGAAAUACGCACACGUGAAUUACUAGGGAGGGUGGAAGAGCUUGACAUAUCUCACAUGCUUUGGGAGGCUAGGCCCUUUCAGAAGGCAUGAGUUGAGGAGGGGGCACCUCACUAGCCCCUUGCUUGUGCAACAAGGCAGUGUGCUAAUAUACUCAAGGGAUUUAACUCAUUCUUACUAACAUGGAUAAUGAUGGUCACACUCUUGAGUCUUAUCUGUAAACUGCUGCUCUGUUUCAUCCUUGGAACAGCUCCUGUAGUGAGGGAUGAGGUUGAGGUGGGGACAGUUGGAGGAGGUUGGACUGAGCGAGUCUCUACCGUGACUGAGGGUGCCAUUUGGUGCCCGGGGUUAAGCACAAGCGUGGGCCUGCAGUGUCCUGCGGAGGAGGAGAAAAUCCCAAGUGUACUUCUUGUUAUUGCCCCAUAGACUCUAGCUCUGCAGCACCGAGUCAAAAGGGAGGCACAUUACCAAGAUCAUUAUCGUUAUCAAGGGUAAAAAAAUUAUACUGCUGUGUAAUUAUCACACGUAGAGCGUUGUGCCUGAGAAAAAUGUCUCCAGAGAUGUAUGUUUGUAUCUUUUCUGGCUGUUGUAAUUUUAGUUAAAUAAUAACUUGAGACAGCUUCUUUUUAGUGGCUUUCUAAUCCUGUCUCAUUGCACUUUGAGCAGCAUGCUGUUCUGUGUGUGUGUGUGCAUGCAAGUUUGAUUUUGAUUCUGUUUUCCUUAAAUACAUUCUGUAAUGACUAAUAGCUAGAGACUGCUAUAUUAAAUUAUUGUUUUGACACAGCAUUAUUUAUUUUCUACUAGGUAAUAAGUCGACUAGGUUCUAAUAAGUCAACUGCAUCUAUGUGAGUUUGCUUAUUAUAAUUUUUGUUGCGUAUUGGUUUAAGCAAUUGCAUUUGGAAACUGUGAAUUACUGUGCUUGAGAGCAGGUUCGGGUGUGAAAGGCACUGUACUAGCUGUUGUUACUCCAUUUAGCUGUAUACCCACAGGCAGUCAGAGAUGGCUGCAGGUACUGCAAGAGUGAUAUAGAAACAUCAGUUGUGGUGGAAGGGAUGAAGUGUCAAGAUGUAGUAUUUGGUCUGUGUACACCAUUGUAUUCUUCCUGACAUGUGAAAAUUAAAGGCCAUAUCAUGGGAACAUAGUGAUUUAUACUAGGUGAUGAUUUGACCCCCAGGUUUGCAUACAGACUCCCUGCUGGACUGCAAAAAGGCAGAGGGCUUUCUGUUUGGAAAGGCGGCUUUAGCAGGAAUGUUAGGUAGGGGCUGUUCUGCAGGGACGACCUGAGGGAUGUCACUGGAAGUUGAAGGCACUCUGUAACUGACAGAUUUUCCUGGGGUCUUAGAUGUAACUGUACUCAGAAAAGCACGACUUUAUUUGUCAGGCACUGAAAGACAGCUAUCACCUGGUGCUUAUAAGAAUUAGGAUGCUGUUAUUCCCGUUUCUAUAGAUGCAGCGCAGCUAGAGAAAAUCUCAGAGAGUUUUGCCCAAGACAUACUAGUGUAGUCUCACAUUAGCAUCAGGAUUAGAAGCAAAUUUAUUUGGCUCAAGGUGGGACACUAGUGGCUUUCCAUUUCUUUUCACAUGUUGAACAUCCUGGAGGCUAUGAAAUGGGUAAAAACCUUUAAUGCAGAAAGAUGUCCAUACUAUCAUAUCCAUGUUUGUGAGCACCUGCAGCCGGUCGCUCCCCUGAGUACCCUCUCAGCAUAAGCAGCUGGCAAUCUGUGAUAAUCCACUCAGGAGAUUAUUACAACAGAAGCUACUUCUUAAUUUCUUUUUCAUAUUCCUUCUAAUGUCAGUAGCUGAAUAAAGUUAAAGCCUAAGCUAAAUUCUGCUAUAACUUGAUACCAACCAGGAAUAACAGUGCAGCUCCACAGAAUUAAAUAAGGGAAGCGCUUGGCCCACCUUUUGUGAUGUGAGUAGCACAAGAGCCCAGUUUAACCCCACCACCACCAAAAAAAUCUACUUUGCACCAGUCCUAACCAGUAAAAAUAAAAAGAACCUUAAUUUUUUAACAGUUAAGGAACCUCAAUCAAGACACAGUUUUUCUGCGGUGGUUAAAUUGCUGCAGUAAGAGUCAAGGUAUUUUAGCAUCUUCAAUUUAAUGCUGACAUUACAAAUCGCUGACAGCCUUUUUCAGCAAAGUGCCCCCCACCAGCAGGAGUUGUGAGAAAAGCAGGUGUUUGUCAGCCCUUCUCCACUGAUGGGGACCUGAAAACAUCCCAUCCCCUUCCCCUGGCCCCACCAGUAAGCAGGGCAACUCUUAGCUUGUGGACUCAAUAUGUGACAACGAUUGAAGUUUUGCUUAGUGUCAAACCCACAGCAGUGAUGGAUGAAUGAGCACCGAUGCUCCAAACUCCUUCCAGGAGGGUGCCGCAUCUUCACAUACUACUUUUAUCAUUGCCGACAGAUACUUGUCCUUGUGUCUGGUGUGACUAAAACUAAACACUGCAUGAAUCCGUUUAGGGACGUUAGACUGUUUCACCUUCCGUGAAGGCUUGAUAGCUGAACAACUAACUACCUGUUUCAAAUCUUAGAUGAAGACUGGUAGAAAUAAUGCUUUGUAAAUAUGUUGUUUAGCUAAGUCUGUAGAGUUAGUGAUCACAUUUUGGUGCGGCAGAAAUAAUGUUUGUGUACCCCACAGCAACUUCUCUUAAAUUUAGAUGAUAGGCAUGUGAGAACUAAAUUAUGAAGCACUUGGAUUUUCAUGUACCAUACCACUUUGGCUUGCAUAUCUGAUUUUGUAGAUUAACUCAUGUAUCUCUGGAUGUGUUCUUCUGUGAAAAACAUGAAGCAAUCUUGUAAAAAGAUGACCGAGGAAUAAACGCUGAUUUUGUUUACUCCA